AUGAGUGAGAACAGAAACCCCAAUAUAGAUCCGAAUGCAACUUCCUCGCAGCAGCCAAUCCAGGAGGCAGACUAUCCUGAAGAGGAACUCCGAAAAUACAACAUUGUGCCACGGCAAGCAGAGUCGUGCACAGCCACAGGAUUGCACAGCCACCGCCGUGUGGCAAAAGUGGUGAAGCACAAGGUGAAAGGAGGAAAUGGGAUCACACAACUUCCGAUUUCGGACAGAAUAGCCAUCACGGAGAGAUCAUGGACGCUGAGAAAUUGGUAUCGGCAUCUCCACUGGAGGAAUAUGCUAGUGACGGUAUUCGUACCUCUGUUGGGAUUCCUGUUAUGGUUAAUUGUGGAUAUUCGGCCCACACUGCAAACAGCAUCGUUUGCUUUUUUACACUAUGUGGUCACUAUGCUCUCAGUGAACAUACUCUACCACCGGUACUGGUGCCACCGCAGUUUCCAGAUCGAGAGUCCGCAUUUUGUGAAGUUACUGGUUCUCAUUGCAAGUGGUGCAGGGAUUACUUCGGCCAGAAACUGGUGCUCAGCCCACAGAGCACACCACAGGCAUAGUGACAUCACGGAUCGCGAUCCUCACAAUGUGCGCCGGGGCUUUUUCUUCAGUCACAUUGGCUGGAUUGUGUUGACGUUCAAUCCCCAAGUUGUUGAGGCGAUUCAUGCAGAGCGGCUUGAUAAAUUCACAAAUGACGAAGCUGUCCAAUGGCAGGCCCGCAACUAUUUAUCUUUAUUUGUGUCAUCGGGGCUUAUUCUGCCCUGCUUAUUCUGUGGAUGGCUCUAUGAUGAUUACCUGGGCGGUUUGCUCUAUGCAGGUUUUCUUAAAGUGUUUCUUGUUCAGCAGAGCGUUUUCCUCACAAACUCUCUUGGACAUUUGAUUGGAUCAAGGCCUUAUAACAGCUCCAUCUCCGCCAGAAACAACCUGGUGGUCAAUCUGCUCACUUUGGGUGAGGGAAACCAGAAUUUCCACCAGGAAUUCCCCAAUGACUGCCGAAACGGUUCUAAUUGGCUCUCCUGGGACCCAACCAGGUGGUGCUUGUCUUUAUUGCAGUCCUUGGGUAUCGUUUCGCAUCUUAGGAUCUCAUCCCAGUCAAUUAUAGACAAGUCACGUGUCCAGGAACAGCAACGACAGCUUGAUAACAUUAGAUCCUCGCUUUACUGGGGUAUUCCCAUAAGUAGGCUUCCUGUCUAUACUCCUCAGCAGUUCAGAAAGCUUGUUUCGGACUCUCCUGGCCGCUUUUACGUUGUUGUUGACGGAAUUAUCCACGAUGUUACUCCGUUUGCAAAAGAUCACCCAGGCGGGAUCGAACUCAUGUACGCGGCUAAUGGUAGGGAUGCCACUACUGCAUUUAAUGGUGCUGUUUACCAGCAUUCUAAUGCUGCCAGAAAUCUUUUGGGUACUUUGAGGAUUGGUGUUUUGUCUGGCUCUGAAGAUAUUUAUUGGAAGCAAGAGCGUAUUGAGAACAAGGAUGUACCUUUGGAUAGCGAUCUUAGUGGUCAUGCCAUUGUUCGGAGUGGUUCGCAGGCCACCGCUUCGAAUAAUAUCAUUGGGGGAGUAGCUGAUGCUGCUUAG
Molecule: messenger RNA, 1578 nt
Organism: Brettanomyces bruxellensis
Lineage: Eukaryota; Fungi; Ascomycota; Pichiomycetes; Pichiales; Pichiaceae
Exons: 1
Coding region: 1-1578 (525 amino acids)
Biological process (GO): unsaturated fatty acid biosynthetic process
Cellular component (GO): endoplasmic reticulum membrane
Molecular function (GO): stearoyl-CoA 9-desaturase activity; iron ion binding
Source: RefSeq, a predicted model, not a curated record